Molecule: messenger RNA, 2218 nt
Organism: Argiope bruennichi
Lineage: Eukaryota; Metazoa; Arthropoda; Arachnida; Araneae; Araneidae
Exons: 2
Coding region: 1399-2187 (262 amino acids)
Source: RefSeq, a predicted model, not a curated record
ACUUAUGCUCACAACUAUUUUAGGCAGUUAAACUCAUUUUUCCUGUUCAAUGAACACAUUUUAUGGAAGCUAGUACUGUUGUUUCCCUAUAUAGAAGAUAGAUUUUGAAUAUCUGAAGAGAAAUUAAAAUGGACCGACCAAGUGCGGCUGAAAGAAAAGUCGAGCUAAGCAGAGUGAGGUUAAAAAGCUUGAAGAUAGAGCUAAAGCAAAGAAUGGAAUGAAAGCUUUAAGACUUAAAAGAAAAGAUAAUAAGAAAUUAAAGAAAAAAGAAGCUGAAGCUUCAAAACUGAGAAUGAGAAAAAUGAGAGAGAAAAAGAAGUCUGUGUCCUCUUUGAGCCAACAGCCUACAACCAAAGCAUAUUCAACACCACAAUCAUUAGGAAAAGCAGUGAGAAGAAUUAAAAAAUCUUUGCCAUGUAGUCCAAGUAAAAAAGCAAGCAGUUGUGGAGAAAAUAGCUUCAGACUUGGGACUUAUAAUUCCAUCUACUAAACCUGUAAAGAAUUAUGGCCUUUCUAAAGAUACUAAAGAGUGUGUAAAAGUAUUUUACUAUCGAGAUGAUAUUACCAGACAACUUCUAGGAAAAAAAGAUGUUAAAUCAGUUUUAAAUCCAGAGGCAAAUAAAAGAACACUUUUGCAGAAACGGCUGCUAAUGUACAACUUAAAAGAUGCUUUUCAAUUGUUCAAAAUUGAUCAUCCUAAUAUUGAAAUAGGAUUGUCAAAGUUUUGUGAGCUUCGACCCUCAGAAGUAGAAACUGUCGGAUGUAAAGAUCAAGCAGUUUGCUGUUGCCCAUAUUGUGAAAAUUUUGCCUUUCUUCUAAAAGUGUGCAAAUGGAAAAACAAUAAUAUUAAGACAGCAAAUGACAUAUUUGAUUUAAUUGUUUGCAAUAAAAAUAAUGCUGAUUGUAUGAAACAAAAGUGUAAAAAUUGCCCAAUGCAAAUUAAAAAAAUUCAUUGAUGAGGAAUUGGAUUUAAAUGAAGGUAAAGUAUGUGUAAAUCAAUGGAACAAAGGAAAAUUAGAAGAAAAUGUUCUUGAAGCUAAAAAAAUCAUUGAAGAGCUGAUUUCACAAUUAACCACCCUCUUAAAGCAUAUCUAUAAUAUCAGUCGCCAAGCAAAAGAGAUCAGAAAACAAAAGGAUAGUUUACUUCCAGGUCAGCUGUUAAUGCAGAUCGACUUCUCUCAAAAUUACGAAAUUAAACACCAGAAUGAAGUGAUGGCUGCUCACUGGAAGACUGACCAAGAUUUAUCUGUAACAGUCUACACUGCAGUCGUUUAUUUCAGAUAAGUAGAAGAUAAAAAUUUGGAAACUAAAUAUUAUGCUGUGAUAUCCGAUUGCAAUUGGCACACUUCUGCGAUUGUUAAAAUCUUCAAUAAAGCAAUAAUUGAAGACAUUAAAAAAAUGGUGAAUUUUAAAAUUACAAGCAUAAACAUUUGGUCGGAUGGUGCCGCAGCACAUUUUAAGAACAGGUACCGCAUGUCAUUGAUGUUUUCUGAUGCGUUAUAUGUUGAAUGGAACUUCAGUGCUUCAUACCAUGGAAAAGGGCCACAUGAUGGCAUAGGGGCUGUUUUGAAGCGGCAUGUGUGGAAAAAGGUGUUGCAAGGAAAAACAAUAAUUAAAAAUGCAUUUGAAUUUUUUAAAGAAGUAGCAAACAGAUCAGACACAAAUAUAACAUGCCUUUUUAUUGAAGAAAAAGAAAUCUUACAAGAACUGGUUGAUAUCGAAAAUGGAUUUGAGUCCAUAAAAGAACUGAAAGGCAUACAGUCUUGUCACUGUGUGAGGAAAACAACAAGCUCAUUUGACGCUGACAUGUUUUUAAACACUGGAGAUGAAAUCCCACUCAGCACUAUACCCAAUCUGAUGGAAACAAAAGUGAAUUGUUCUUUAACUGGUGGAGCAAUUUCUAUUGAAUUGGAGAAUUACUACAGCAUAUUUUAUGAUGAUAACUGGUAUAUUGGUAGAAUAAUUGAGUUUGAUAAAAACUCAGAAAUGUGCAAAAUAAAGUUUUUGCAUGAGACUGAUGUAGGUUUUAAAUGGCUAAGUGCAGAUGAUGUGCAAAUGAUGGAAAAGAAAUUUAUUUUAUCUGGUCCCAUCCAGCUAAUGGGAAACUUACCUUUCCAUAUAAACUACGAAACUAGAAGGAACAUUAGUUUCCUAUAUAAAAAUAAGAAAGGACUACGAUUAAAUUAAUUUCUUGAAUCUCUAUCUCAGUAUCCAAAUG